AUGACCGAAACGUUGAAAAAGCGUGAGAGAUCAGACUGCAGUGUACAAGUCGAAGAGAAUGUUACGGAAUCUCCGCCACAAAGUGAUAUGAAUUUAAACAAAGAGGUUGCUGUGACCAAACGUAAUCGAUAUACGUUUGAAGAAAAGAAGAAAAUUUUUGAAGAGUGUAAAACCCUAACCUCUCGAGAACUCUGUGCGAAAUACGGCUUGAAUAAAAGUGUUCUCAGCAAAUGGAGAUCCAAUAAGGAGAUAAUAAAGAAUGCCGCCAAAACGAGCCAUUCUAAAACAUUGAAAAAAGUUUCAGAAACAAAUGACGCCGAAUCAUUCACGUGGCUUUCUGAUUGUCGUUGCAAAGGCAUUGCAGUUUCUGGACCAAUGCUAUGCCGACAAGCUCUCGUGAUAAACUCUCGAAUCGGCGGACCAGAAAAUUUCAAAGCAAGCCACGGGUGGCUAGAGAAAUGGAAGAGACGAACCCACAUUAAAAAUUUAGAAAUCACCGCUGAUCAGGCACAAGCUGCUGGUGGGAAAAAACAGUUGGAACGGGUUACUAUAGCCACGUGUUCUAAUGCCGAUGGCUCUUUCAUGUUGCCUCUAAUCUUGAUGGGAAAAUCAAAAAAUCCACGCUGUCUGAGGAACGUGAAUAAGGAUGAAUUGCCAGUUUGGUACUGCAGUCAGACAAACGCGUGA
Neodiprion virginianus is the source of this 687-nucleotide messenger RNA. Its product is annotated as jerky protein homolog-like. Gene Ontology annotation, molecular function: DNA binding. Gene Ontology annotation, cellular component: nucleus. The record is from RefSeq and is a predicted model, not a curated record. Bases 1 to 687 code for a protein of 228 amino acids. Lineage: Eukaryota; Metazoa; Arthropoda; Insecta; Hymenoptera; Diprionidae. The transcript is spliced from 2 exons.